AUGCAACGUCAAGGAUCCUCCAGAGGCAGCAGUCAGCGGACAUCAGCAGCGACAAGAGUAAGCCAGGCUAAGAAUGCAAGACUAGCCCUUCUAGAGGGCGGCGCCAGCGAUUCCACGGCUCGUGGGAGACCUCGGCAACCCGAGGAGGGGAUAUCCCAGGGCUUUGGAUUGCAACCACUACUAGAUGUUGAUACUCGGAAACACCCAGACGGCGGGGAUCACGAAUCCUGGUCAAACCUCAACAAUACAUUCAAUUCACUCUGUGAGGGCGUGCGACCAGACAGGAAGCCAAAAAACAUCUGGCUGCUUGCUGCCAUUGCCAUCCACUUAUGUGCAAAUAGGACGGAGAGGUGCCUGCCCGCACUCUACGAGACGGCCAUCGACUCCUUUGAUAUCGACGUUCGAAUGCGGGGCUCCCGAGCCACACCCGAAUCUUAA
Molecule: messenger RNA, 438 nt
Organism: Histoplasma capsulatum G186AR
Lineage: Eukaryota; Fungi; Ascomycota; Eurotiomycetes; Onygenales; Ajellomycetaceae
Exons: 1
Coding region: 1-438 (145 amino acids)
Source: RefSeq, a predicted model, not a curated record